Molecule: messenger RNA, 983 nt
Organism: Arachis duranensis
Lineage: Eukaryota; Viridiplantae; Streptophyta; Magnoliopsida; Fabales; Fabaceae
Product: protein TILLER ANGLE CONTROL 1
Exons: 4
Coding region: 42-983 (313 amino acids)
Biological process (GO): morphogenesis of a branching structure
Source: RefSeq, a predicted model, not a curated record
UAACCCUUUCUUUGUCCAACUUUUCUAAGAAGAAAAACAAUAUGAAGAUCUUCAAUUGGGUGCACAAGCGGUUCAAUCAUAAACCUCCAAAGGAUGGGUUUGCUUCAGACAUGAAAAAGAAUGAAGUUACAAUAAGCAAUGAUGAUAAUAAGGUUGUUGGGGAUAAUGAAGUAGCUUUGUUGAAACAAGUUGCACUUACUAACAUGCUUGGUGGUUGGAAAGAUGGGAUUCUAACCAUUGGAACACUUGGUUAUGAUCACAAAGAAUACUUUGGUUUGCAAGUUCAAGAUAAAAAAUUAUUAGGUGGUGAUGAAGGGUUAAAUAAAAAUAAUAAUAUUAAUAAUAAUAAUGUUUUUGAUGAUUAUGCUGAAAAUGAUGAUGAGGAAGUGAAUCCAUUGAUGCUCAACACAUUUGAACAUCACAACAAUAACUUUAAUGAUGAAGAAGAAGAAGAAGAAGAAGAAGAAGUUCUUGUUGGUGGUGGUGCAAACCAAAUUAUCAUUGAUGCUAAUUACAAUGUUAUCACCAAAGAAGAAGUGUUGAUGAACAAUGAAAUUGUUCUUGCUGAUGAAUCCAAUGAUGAUGAUGAUGAUGGAGAGAGUGAUGAUGUUGAUGAUGAUCAAAAGAAGAAGAUUGUGAGAGGGGAAAGGAUCACACUAGCUGAUCUAUUCUUGGCUGAUUCUGAAGUUAAGAAGAAAAUGAUGGGCCCCACAAAAAUCUUGGUUGAGUCAAAUGAUGAUGAAAAAUCAAACCUUAAAGUAAAGCAUGGAAAGUCUUUUGCAAAGAAGCUUCUUCCCAAUGUCAAGGAUAAUCCUCAACCAAUGAAAGAUAUCAAGAAACUCAUGAAGAAAAUGUUAAAGAGGAAAAUCCACCCGGAUUUCGAUGCCAAGAAUCAAAAACCAGAAAAGAAGGAAUCCAUUGAUGGUAAUCACACCAAGAAGAAGGAAGGCCGCAAGGCUUCACUAUAUUGUAUUCCAAUUUAA